GUUGCGCCUCUGGGUUUAGAAACUCUUAUUAUACCUCACUGUCAGUGGUCUUCAGCCAGCGGCGCUAUCAGAUGUUGCUAGCUCUACAUUUGAUACUGUUAUUGCCAUCAUCGUUUAUAACGUUACUGUUGUAUUUAAAUGUAUGAUUUUGUGAUGCAUAUAUAGUAAGUCAUCAACAUCACUGAAAAUGAAGUUUUACGCCUAUCGUCCGCUGGCCAUAUUUAGCUAGCUAGUUACCAACAUACAGUAGUAGCUAAUUAAGUUAGCUAGCUAACGUUAGCGACUCGUUUUGAAAAUAAUACCUAGUAACGUUAGUUAGCGAUAUUGCAUGAUGAACACAACACUGCUAGUUAGCUACUUGUGUUAUUUGAUGUAGCUAGUAUGUGUGGCAUUUUGAACCAAUAGGCUAGACUUGUGUAACGUUAGCUUGCUAGCUCAUGUAUUGUGGUUACAACCAAAAUAUCUGCUGCACACUUUUACAACCACAGCAACACAUUGAUAAUGACAUUGUAGCUAGUUAUGUAAUUAUCAAACUAAACCGCUCAUCAGUGUGAUGAAUGUUGUGUGGCUAUGUCUUUGUUUGUGUUUGCUGUGUGUUCCUAACAUAUGUGGUCUCCUAUCUCCCUGUGUGAUAGGAAUGCCCAACGCCAGCACCAGGCCUAAGCGGGGCAGACGGAACCGUCGGGCGCCCAGGGAGGACCCUGCCAGGAAUGAGCUGGUGUCUAGGUCACUGGAGAGUGCCCAGCAGUGUCUAUUCAACCAAGACUAUGGGACCGCCUUCGUCCACUACCUUCUCGUCCUCAACCUGGCUCCUGUGCUGAAGGACUUUGCCAGUGUGGGUAGCAAAGGAAAGCCUGUAGGCCAGGGCUCUCCGACCCGGUUCCUGGAGUGCUACCCUCCUGUAGGUUUCACGCCAACUCCAGUUGUAACUAACCUGAUUCGAUUUAUCAACCAGCUAAUUAUUAGAAUCAGGUGCGCUAGAUUAGGGUUGGAGUGAACCUACAGGACGGUAGCUCUCCAGGAACAGGGUUGGAGAGCCCUGCUGUAGGCUAUACACCAUUCAGCCUGUCUGACAAUUGACAUUCCCUUUGAACUUUCAGAUUUGUUUUAUUCAAUAUUUUUUUGUCACAUACACCAGAUGAGUGCAGUGAAAUUUGUUAUUUUAGAGGGUCAGCCAUAGUAGUAUGGUGCCCCUGGAGCAAAUUAGGGUUAAGUGCCUUGCUCAAGGGCACAUCAACAGAUUUUCUAACCUUGUUGGCUCGGGUAUUCAAACCAACGACUUUUCGGUUACUGGCCCAACGCUCUAACCGCUAGGCAACCUUUCAUUUUGAAGUUGACGUGUGUAUUCUCUUUACACAUUACAAUAUAAAUGUUUACCACUGAAGGAAAAAGACAAGUGAUGUCAUUCUUAGAUGAAAGCUAGUCUACAACAAAGUUUUUACAAUGUGUGUGUUUUUUGUGUGUGUGUUUUCAGGAGUCAUUUAGGUUCACUCUGUUCAAAUGGGCAGAUGAGCUCGACUCUCUGGGGCGCAUCCAGGACCUGUUUGACUGCUAUGAACAGGCUCUGGAGCUCUUCCCUACUGAUGAGGUCAUCAUCAACAGCAUGGGUGAACACCUGUUCAGGUAGCCCUCACUCAAGUCUGACCGGUGUCUUGCAUGUAUUGUCUGUAGGCUUGGGAAACGGGAAGACUUUACUAGUCAGAGUUAUUGUGGGGUAACAUUGUACCUUAGAAUAUGCUUGACACAGGAUCAAGAAUAGAGUUAUCUUUUUCAUGUCUGCCAAUACAUUUUGUUUGCAUGCAGUGGUGUAAAGUGAUUAAACUAGCCAGAUAGCGCUGUGUCCUAGUAAAUGUGUCACAAUAUUAUUAGAUUGCUCACAAUUGUUCCAUUCCGAUCUUCCAUGCACGCUCCAGAAUGGGAUUCCGUGACGAGGCCGCUGGUCAUUUCCACAAGGCCCUGAAGCUAAAGCCGGACUACCCUGAGGCCAAGGAGAACUUCUACCGCGUCGCCAACUGGCUGGUGGAGCGCUGGCACUUCCUGAUGCUCAACGACCGCAAGAGGAACCACAAGUACCAGCAGGCCAUCCAGAAGGCUGUUGAGGGAGGCUGCAACACUGUGUUAGAUAUAGGCACAGGGACCGGUAUCCUCGGGUGAGAUUUCUUUCUGCCUAUUACAGUGAAAGGGAUAGUUCAUCCAAAUGCCAAAAUUACAUGUUGCUUUCCUUACCCUGCAAGCGGUCUUUGGACAUUUGUGCCGCAAAUGCUAAAACGGUAGCAUUUGGAAACAGUGCCAGCCACAGGCAGGAAAACUAAACCAAAGCAUGGAUUGCUGUCAUACCUUGUACAUUCCUUACAGGGUAAGGAAACCGAUGUCAUUUUGUAAUUUAGGUGAACUAUCCUUUUAAGUGCAUCUUUUAUUUUAUUACAGAAUGAAGAAUUAGGUUAAAGUUAUACAAUCUUAAUGGUUAGUAUCUAGCCAAGAGAAAUCUACACAGCUCUGGGAUUGACUACGUUUGUGUUAAAACACUGUCAUGGCUGUGGUCUGUCCAUUUCUAUUAAUUUGUUACUGCUUGUAAUCCUUGUUCCUCUCUGGUCUCUCUAUGGACAGAAUGUGUGCUAAGAAGACCGGGGCGGCUGAGGUGUACGCCUGUGAGCUGUCCAAGACCAUGUACGAGCUGGCCUGUGAGGUGGUCACCGCUAACGGAAUGAACGGACGCAUCAAGAUCCUCCAUAUGAAGUCGCUGGAGAUGGAAGUGCCUAAAGACAUCCCUAAGAGGUGACCAGGACACCCAAGUCAUGCCCAUUUUCCGAAAACGUCUGAAACCCUACUUCUAUAAAGAGUAUCAUAAAUACCCCCCCCCCAAAAAAAAUAAAUAAUAAUAAUGCACUAGUCUUUUUCUACUAGCACUGACUAUGCUGAUAACUACUUUGUUGAGGGAAAAUAUACUUGCUAAGACUGAUGUGUUGUCUCACCUACCUUACUUUAAGAUGAAUGCACUAAUGUAAGUGGCUCUGGAUAAGAGCGUCUUCUAAAUGACUAAAAAGUAAGCUGUGUCCCGGAAACCGUCCCUAUUUGUCCUCUGUUUGUGUGAUGUUUUUUUUCCUGUGGUAGGGUAUCGCUGGUUGUCACGGAGACUGUGGAUGCUGGCCUAUUUGGUGAGGGCAUUAUAGAGAGCCUUAUACACGCCUGGAAUCAUCUGCUUUUGCCUCCACAGGUAAUUAACUAGCAUAGGCAGCCAUGUUCAGGAUUUACUUUAUGUUCAUAUAGAGUUUCUCACUGUAAUGAAUACAAGCCACCCUUUAGUGCAAGUCUGAAACCGUUACCAUGAUUAGGAAGUAACAUGUAUUGAUUAUUUAUUUCCCAACACUUUCGCAUAACAUUUUCAGUUUCAUCACAACAGUGGAUUUAGAUUCCAGUUAUGUUCAUGUUUUUCAUUCAUUUAACAGGAUUGGCUGUCUCAAUUCAACACAAGUGAUCGCAAAGGAAUCUUCAAAAGAGGCUUUACCUAUAUUUUUGUAUCACAAUGAUAAAACAUGAUUAUGAAGCAUCAAUCCUUUUAUGUUAAAUGUCCUUUAUCCAGCCAAAUCUAAUGUUUUCCUGUUUAUUGGCAAAGAGAUUCAUCCAAAAUAAUUUAAGGUUACAGUAGGAGACUACAGUACCAACCAACCACCUUCCUCAAUAUUAUAAUGCAGCCAAUAUAAGUCAACAGUGCCAUCUAUGGUCUCAAUGCGAUACUACAUUUGAGAUAAAAAAUAAUAAUUAAAGGAUAGAUGAAAAUCCUUUAUAUAAAGAUUCCCUACAGACAAGUGCAUUUAGCAAACAUAUACUAUAAAUUGCAACAACAAAUAAAAUCCUAUUAUAGCUAAGUUAAUGGCAUGAGGCCUGAUCUAUGAACACGUGAAGGCUCACUUUCUAGUCCUUCCACUGCAGAGUACCCAGGACCCAUCCACGCCUCCAUCCCAAACAGGCCGGGUCAUCCCUGCCGGAGCCACUGUGUUUGGGAUGGCUGUCCAGUGCCUGGAGAUCCGCCGCCAUCACAGGUGACCUGUCCCUCUGUUGUUAAUCAAGGCUUACUUAAGUCAGUCAGACAUUGUUCUUCAAUGACGGAUUUAGUUGUAUAAUUUAUUUUGCGCGUUUCACACUCAAUGCCUCAGCAUGUAGAACAGUAUCCCAAAUAUCAACAAGUUCAGCUUUCGUGUCCUUAUCUGUCGGAAUAUUUCAUUGUCGACAUGGAACAACAGCUGAAGGCCAUAUGUCCCUGGAGGUAGUAUGUGUUUGUGUAUGUGGGUAAACAGACACCGGUGUUAAUAUUCAUGUCAUACCAUCUAUUUAUAACUAUGUGCCUGCAGGCUGUGUGUGUCUGAGGUGGGGGGCCUGGCCAUGGCUGCAGCCGGAGAGCUCCACAGCCCAGUAAGCUGCAGCUCAGAGGAUGACUCCACGGAGCCCUACACCACAGAGAGACUGAGCAGGCUGCCUGGAGGCUACACCCCCCUCACUGAACCCUUCAAUGCCCUGGACAUAGACUUCAACAACGUACAGGUCAGCGGCAGUAUAGCUUCUUCAUAUAUACAUAGAUAACAUUUAAACCAGAAAUCUAUAUGGGGAAUCUACUGAACUGUUAGUUAUCAUCAACAGCUACGAUUUACAGCCUCAGUGACAUUGCUGUGUGUAGAUUCUGUAUAAUGAUAACAAAACAAUAUCUUGUAUGUCAAGAGCCUAGCUAGCGUGAGAUUUGGCUAUGGGUUCCAAGUAUACAAGAGCAGUGAUUCUAAUUAUGCUAUGCUAACUGUGCCCCAGGAGCUGGAGGGUCUGUGCUCCAGGGAGGUGAGCCGGGUGCGUCUACCCGUAACUGGGGAGGGUCUGCUAGACGCUCUGGCUGUGUGGUUCCAGCUCCACCUGGAUCAGGAGAGCAGCCUGUCCACCGGACCUAUGGAGGACACUUGCUGGGAGCAGGCCAUCUACCCUGUUCAAACACCACACAGUAAGGUCAUUUAUAUCAGACAUGUAUGUACACUGCGUGUACAAAACAUUAGCAACACCUUCCUAAUAUUGAGUUGCGCCCCCUUUUGCCCUCAGAACAGCCUCAGUUCGUCGGGGCAUGGACUCUACAAGGUGUCGAAAGCGUUCCACAGGGAUGCUGGCCCAUGUUGACUCCAAUUUUUCCCAAAGUUGUGUCAAGUUGGCUGGAUGUCCUUUGGGUGGUGGACCAUUCUUGAAACUGUUGAGUGUGAAAAACCCAGCAGCGUUGCAGUUCUUGACACACUCAAACCGGUGUGCCUGGCACCUACUGCCAUACCCCAUUCAAAGGCACUUGAAUCUUUUGUCUUGCCCAUUCACCCUCUGAAUGGCACACAUACACAAUGCCUGUCUCAAGGCUUUAAAAAAAAUCCUUCUUUAACCUGUCUCCACCCAGUCAUCUACACUGAUUGAGGUGGAUUUAACAAGUGACAUCAAUAAGGGAUCAUAGCUUUCACCUGGAUUCACCUGGUCAAUCUGUCAUGGAAAGAGCAGGUGUUUGUAAUGUUUUGUUCACUCAGUGUAUAUACACAUGCAGUGAGGUAGUAUAUUUAGACAACUGCACACUACUCCUCUGUAGGAGUCAGAUCUAGUGUUGCUCUAUCUAUAGAGCAGUAUGUUUAAACAUCUCUACGUAGAGCCCUUUAAUCAUACAGUAGAGAUGCACAUAAUGCACUGCCUAAACACAGAUUCUCCUGAGAUCCACUCAGCACAGCUAUACAGUAAUACUUACAUAUUUGUUACCAUAUAAAUUACACAUAUUACAUACUGUACAUAAUAUAUAAAAAUGGUGUUCUUGCAUAUUCCACUGUAAUAUUUGUCCCCUUCCGAUGUUUGCAAUGCAAUUCCACAUUCUGUCAAACGGGGGCAGUAGGCUACAUAUUGAAGAAACCCAUUCCUUUGAAGACAUUAGGCAAUGACUGAAGUCAACUUACAGUCUACACAUCUAACCUCAAGGCUGUUAUUAGUUGGCUUUGGUUUGCCUAGCUUGAUUCCAUGACCAUUCAAAUUGAAUGAAUUAUACGCAAAUAGGCUUGACCGUUGUCAACAAACAAUUCUGUACUCCUUUACCCUGUCAGGCUGUUGUGCUCCUUCCAGACGUAGAACAACUAAGUGAAGUUGUAGUGUUGACAUGGAGAUGUAUCAUCAUUCAGCUACAGAGCUCAGUGUCUCUGUUCAGCAGUGUUGCUAAUUGACAGGGGCAGCGUCUAGGGACCAGCCAGACGCCAUCCCCACCACCUUUUCCCGGUGAUCAUCGACAUCCAUUUCCCGGCCGCCGUGGCGAGACAGACGGGUGCACCGGGGAUCGCCUGUGACACUCUUUAGUGUUCAUGAAUCUCUUAUAGGAUAUAAAUAUGUAUUUUCCCCAAACGCCCCCUGACAACAACAAACCACAUGCUGACGUGAUGACACAAACAGAUGUUAUUCCUACAGCGCUCUCUCUCUCUCUGUGCCUCCCUCCCUCCUGAAUCUCAUUUCCCUCGUUCCCCUGCUCCUACCCCUCUCUUCCUCUCUCUCCCUCUUUCUUUUUGUGCAGUGGCAAAGCGUCUUGUUCCAUGCCAGUUCUGUUUACUUGUUGUUGUGGUUCAUGAAUGAACAGUUAUGUGCGCAACAAGGUCUUAUAAAAAGAAAGAAAUCAACUUGUUAAGAUAUGCCAAGAAUUUGUACGUAAUUUACGUUUUCUUUUGCAAUUCUACAUGCUUUAUUUGUUAGACUAAAAGAGGGUCACACCCAUCAAAACAAAUGUACAUACACUGAGUGUACAAAACAUUAGAAAUACCUGCUCUUUCCAUGACGUAGACUGACCAGGUGAAUCCAGGUGAAAGCUAUGAUCCCUUAUUGAUGUCACUUGUUAAAUCCACUUCAAUCAGUGUAGAUGAAGGGGAGGAGAUAGGUUAAAGAAUACUUUUUAAAGCCUUGAGACAAUUGUGUAUGUGUGCCGUUCAGAGAGUGAAUGGGCAAGACAAAAUAUUCAAGUGCUAUUCUAGACUGUUAAUGUAUACAAUUUGAGGUAUAUACACGAUGGUGCAACUCAUUGGAUGGUUGUUAAUUCAAUGUCAAUGGGUUUGUAUCUGUCCUUAUUCAAAUGAACCAUAAAAUGAAAUGUCUGGUCAGAUUUCCCCCUGAGGCCUGGUGACGAGCUCAUCGUGGAGAUCUCCUGCCGGGACGCCUACCUGAGACUCUGCAGCGUUGCCGUAGCGCGAGACGGACGAGAGUUCCGUCUAGACGACUGUCUGGAUCCAGACCAACCUAGAAACAACCCAGGCCAAAGUGGCAAUCCCAAGCCAAGCCUGAACGCCGAGGCAGAACUGUGCAGCGCCCUAGCCUGCCUCGGGACAGAGCAGAGCAGUGGACCUCGAGACUACACCAUGCUGGAGUGUGCUGAAAUGGCCCUCCUCAACAACCAGCCCUACCACGAUAGUUUCCGCAGGGCACUGGCUAAACUCAUCACCAACCUGAAGGACGCUCGUUCGGUCCAGGGUCCCAGCCAGGGUGAAGGGUUAGAGGUCAUGCCUCUCACUGACCCUCCCAGUGGCCCUAUGGACCCUGGUCCCGACCCCUUCUACGUGCUGGACGUGUCUGAGGGCUUCUCUGUCCUCUCCCUCAUGGCAGCCAGUCAGGGCCAGGUGAAGGCAUAUAGUUCGGUAGAGAAGACCCAGCACCAGGCGGUGCUCAGGAGGCUGGCCAAGGCCAACGGUGUCCCAGAGGAGGCUCUCGAGUUCUGGCUGAACCAGGUGGAGGAUGAGCAGGCGGUGCUCCAGAGACCCUCCAGGGAGAAGCUGUGGAGCGCCAUCAUAUUAGACUGUGUGGAGACCUGUGGCUUAGUCAGGCAGAAGCUGAUGGAGAAAGCCACCCUGGCCAGGUAGGACGAUGUAGCAAGCGCUGCUGGGAAAGGUAGUUUUGGUAGUAACAGGGUAGUAUGUAUGACGUGCUGGGGGAAUUUGAUAGUGUUUUUGGAAUGAGGUGAGAUUGUUGAUAUUAAUCUUCAGUGUUAUCAUAUUGGGGAAAAAUAGACAUUGGGUUUUGAAGAAUAUGUCCCUUUUUGUAUGUUUUUAUUGUCAGCAAUUGUUUGAUUGUUUGUUUGGUUGGGAUCCAUCCAUGGCAGGUGCCUGUUGGAGGACGGCGGUCAGAUCUUCCCAGAGAGGAUUGUGUUGUACGGGAUGCUGGUGGAGUCUGACAGCCUGCUGCUGGAGAGUGCUGUCCAGGGCCAGGAGCCUACACUGGGCUUCAACAUCGCCCCGUUCAUCAACCAGUUCACUGUGAGUUAUUGACAACUGCCCAGAUUCACUGCAUGCGUACUGUAUCUCCCCACCUGUCUUGAAUAUGUCGUCACUAGGGCCUGAGGUUUUAAUGAUAUAGUUAAGCAAUAAGGCCCAAGGGGGUGUGGUAUAUGGCCAAGGGGUCUUACGCACGACGCAACGCAGAGUGCCUGGAUACAGCCCUUAGCUGUGGUAUAUUGGUCAUAUACCACAAACACCUGAGGUGCCAAAUUGCAGUAAAAAUAAAUGUUUUGUCAUACCCGUGGUAUACGGUCUGAUAUACCAUGGCUGUCAGCCAAUCAGCAUUCAGAGCUCGAACCACCCAGUUUAUAGUUAUAUGCUCUUUCCAUGACAUAGGUGAACAGGUGAAUCCAGGUGAAAGCUAUGAUCCCGUAUUGAUGUCACUUGUUAAAUCCUCUUAAAUCAGUGUAGAUGAAGUGGAGGAGACCGGUUCAAGAAUGAUUUUUUUAAAGCCUUGAGACAAUUGAGACGUGGAUUGUGUAUGUGUGCCAUUCAGAGGGUGAAUGGGCAAGACAAAAGAUCCCUGAACGCUUUCGACACCUUGUAGAGUCCAUGCCCGACGAAUUUAGUCUGUUCUGAGGGCAAAAGUGGUGCAACUCAAUAUUAGGAAGGUUGUUUCACACCCGUUGUAUCCUGUGCAUGUGGCGGAUAAACGUUGAAACAUGAAGAUAAAGGAAACGCGUGAGUAAGCCAGGGAUACAAAGUAUAUUGGAAGCAGGUGCUUCCGCACAGAUGUGGUUCCUGAGUUAAUUAAGCAAUUAACCUCCCAUUAUGCUUAGGGUCAUGUAUAAAAAUGCCCGGUUGCCCAUUAUUUUGUCUACCAUGGUUAGAAGAAAUCUCAGUGACUUUGAAAGAGGGGUCUCAAAGGGUACGUUUACACAGGCAGCCCAAUUUUGAUAUUUUUUUCACUGUGGUCUUUUGACCAAUCACAUCAGAUCUUUUACAGAACUGAUCUGAUUGUCAAAAGACCAAUUAGUGAAAGAAAAUAUCAGAAUUGGGCUGCCUGUCUAAACACAGCCAAAGGAGCAUAGGGGGUUUAAAGUGUGUGUGUGUGUGUGUCUCAGUCACCAGAUCUCAACCCAAUUGAACAUUUAUGGGAGAUUCUGAAGCGGCACCUGAGACAGCGUUUCAACAAAACACCAAAUUAUGGAAUUUCUCCAUACACUUGUAGAACCCUAUGCCAAGGCGCAUUGAAGCUGUUCUGGGGGCUCGUGGUGUCCCAAUGGCCUAUUAAGAUUGACUGAUAACUCAAACUGUUCUUCCACUGCUCUGUCGUUCGCUACAUACUUUAGUCUGAGACUGCCAUCAUUGAAGUUGUUUGUGAUUAUGAGGGGCGUUGUACAAAACAAAGUCAUUAGCGAUUCGUCAUCUCUAACCAAUCAGAGUAUCAAAGCCAAUGACGAAUUUUCUAACUGCCGCUUUACCCACGUGUGUUCUGGCUCUUGCCCAACCCAUCAGUUUCUGGACCAAUCAGAACGGUUAGAAUGUGUUUGCGUUCUAGAAAUCGUCGGGGUAAAUCCAGACUCAUUGCGGAGAAGAAACUAGCGUCCGCAGGCGUGGCGUAACGUUUGGCCGGCGCAAGGAGUUUGGGUAGCUAGGCAACUAUUAAGACACUUUAUGUUGUUGUUUUAUCCAAAGCGAUUUAGUCAUGCGUGCAUUUUUUUAAAUGUAUGGGUGGUCCUGGGAAUCGUAAUCACUAUCCUGCCGUUGCAAGCGCCAUGCUCUACCAACUGAGCUACAGAGGACCGAGUCAGCUCACAUUGUCAGGAAAACCUCCUGGCUUUAGCCACACUUCCCAGCUCUAUAUGGACAUGCACUAUACUCUGAUAACUAAGUCGUAUAGUACAUUUACUUUAUGGUUAGGGGAAAAAGUAUGGUCAACUCAAAGUUCAUUCUACGUGACACAACUCCCAAACCUUUCUCACUCAACAUGUCUCCUCUCUAGCCCCUCAUAUCUGGUAUUCCCUCUCAUGUCACUGAUGCAAUAGUCAUAGUAUUGACAGCUGGCUCAAUGUUGUUUGUGUCUUGCGUCAUUCUUCUGAUUCAAAGGACAGGCUCCUGAGACACACCAACAUGUUGCCUGAGGGUUGUAACAUCUUGACUCAAGAUGGCUGCUGACAUAUAAUGCCAAACCCCCCCCCCAAAAAAAUAUUCUAGCGAAAGCUAAAGUUUUUUUUUCUUAUAGUUUAUUUUGCAGUACUGUUAGUGGCUCUUGGUCUGCCGUAUUGCAGUUGAGCUCAAGUGAACCAAUUUGAAAGGGCACAAUACAUUUAAACGGACCUUUUACUAUGCCUUUCUUUAUCAUUAUGUAAGGGAUUAUUGUUGGUUUUAAAAACCCAUUUUGCUUGCAAUGCAACCUCCUACGUUGAGACGUCUCAUGUUUUCUUUAAUAUAGCUUUCCAUCCGUAUUACGGGGAGCUGAGAAAUCCUUUUAAGUUGUCCUUCUUUUCCAGUGUCUUGUUGGCGCUCUAAUUUUCGGUGUUGGCUCCCACGGGACGGCAGUUUGUUUAAACAGAUGUUGUCUUUGAAGAGCUCAGACAAGGGCACGCCAUUUUCUAGCACGACUGUCACACGGGGAAAAGCAUUCACACGGCUUCACGUAAGGACAUUCCUACCUGGACCCAUCAGUAAGCAUGACAUCAAACGGAGAGCUGUGGUGACACUGGGAGCUGUGACAGGGAGGAGGAUGCAUUAUUUUGUUCUCUGUGACAGUGACACUCCCGCUCUGUCGCUGGAUGAGAACACUCCUCCUGCUUUCUAGAGUAUUUCUAAGAGUUGGAGAUUGUGGUAAAGACACCUGACAACUAAUGAAGACAACUAAUGGAGAUUAGUUGACCAGCUGAAUCAGGUGUGCUAGUUCUUGAAUAGAUCAAAUAAGUUAAACUAGCUGGAGAGGUUUGGGAAACACUGAAAUAGACUAUAUGGACCGUCUUGUCAUUCUGUUAAAGGGGUUAAAUGUGUCUCAGAUGUAGGGUUGUAUAGAUGUCCGCCGAAUUGACAUCUAUACUAAUAUGUUACAACGAUAUGAUCUCUCUCCUUCCUAGGUUCCAGUACAUGUGUUUCUGGACUUGUCCACUCUGCAGUGUAGACAUCUCAGUGGCUCUGUAGAACUCUUUAUCCUGGACCUCAUGAAUACCAACGCCAACUAUACCAACAGAGACGUCAAGGUAAAGACACAACCCUCCAGCUUCAUUUAGUUAUAGAUACAUUAUCAGAUAUUGUCUGCAACAUUCAUAUUAAAAAAACAUUGUAAAUGGCACCAUUGACUGAUAACACUGAGUUGCCAGAUCCCUUGGUAGUAUCUGUACUUCCACUGAUUUGUGGCCCUGACCAUAGAAAUACAAUGACUAUUUUAUUGAUUACAAUAGAGUCCAUUUCUAUGGCCCUGACUCUCUCUCUGUGUUUCUCCCAGGUCCAGGCCAGUGCCUCAGGCAGGGUGACUGCUGUCCCCUUCUGGUACCAGAUCCACCUGAACGAGGAGAUCAGCGUGAGCACCUUCAACCAGGACUCCCACUGGAAGCAGGCUGCCGUGGUGCUGCACCAGCCCCUGGAGGUGAGGGAGGGAGACUGGGUACGACUGGCCGUCACCCUGCAGAAGAGCUCCAUCUCCAUAUCAGCCUGUAUAGAGGAUGAGGCUGGGGAGACUGGGACUGUGGAUUCUGUUAGAGAGUCCGAUCAGUGACUGUGAGAAGUAGAUGUCUGGUGGUAUGGACAGUACAAGUCAUCUUCAUAAGUGUUUUAAAGAAGGGAGUUGGGAUGCUUUUGAUUCUACAAGAGCAUCAAUUCCACUCAGUCUUACUGGGAGGAUGUGAAUGUAUCACUAUGGAUUCUAUACUAUGAGUGUGAACUGCAUACUUGUCGAGGAGGGGAAGGGAUUGGUGGACUACGGAUUCUCCGGAAGCGUCAGCUCUAAAACGAACCUACAAGGUCUACAAUAGCUACCAUCUCAAUAUACCUCAGGACUUUCACAAAUACAUUUUGAUGUUUAUGAUAUGCUUAUCAUGAGACGUUUUGGUCUUCAGUGUGUUCAUAAUCUUGUUUUGGAAUGACGUCUCUUGAUUAUGGUUGCAGUCCUUAUAAAAAUAUAUAUUCUAUCAGCACUUGCAUUUAUUUCAAAAGAAAAAUACUAAUUAGCGAUCAAAGAAAAUCAUAAUGAACAUACAAGGGUCUUGGUGUCAUCUCAACAGCAUUGUGUCAAUUCCUCACUGACGCUAGCAAAAACUGACAGCCACAUUGAAUUGAAUUGAAUUGAAUUUAUUGGAGGGUGAAUGUUUGGAACCUUGAGUUGAACUCUCAAAGACAAAUGUGCUGACAUGUUUGAUGUAGUACUUCCCUCUGAAGGUUAAUGCUUUGUGACAAACAUUGUCAGGUAAGGCAAUAGCUGCACACACUUGACACACAUUCCUGAUAGGAAGAAAUGCUACUAAUGGAUGACAAUGAAACAAGUAAAGACUGAAAUCAAUCCCUUUCUAAUCAAUCACAACUAAUAUCCCUGAAAUGCUAACAUGCCAGUCAAGUUUAAAACAGAAAUUAGAAUGGGAAGAAAUGUCAGAUACAUUGUUACCACAAUGUACAGUGGGGAGAACAAGUAU
Coregonus sp. 'balchen' is the source of this 12889-nucleotide messenger RNA. The record is from the annotation of a GenBank genome assembly. NCBI's taxonomy places the organism in Eukaryota, Metazoa, Chordata, Actinopteri, Salmoniformes, Salmonidae.